Mustela lutreola (European mink) is the source of this 1908-nucleotide messenger RNA. RefSeq names its product sorting nexin 32 (gene SNX32). NCBI's taxonomy places the organism in Eukaryota, Metazoa, Chordata, Mammalia, Carnivora, Mustelidae. The coding region runs from base 125 to 1420 and encodes 431 amino acids. Gene Ontology annotation, molecular function: phosphatidylinositol binding. The transcript has 13 exons. Gene Ontology annotation, cellular component: endosome. The record is from RefSeq and is a predicted model, not a curated record.
AGGGGAGCGUGUCAGCUGGUAGGGUCCCGUGCCUCGGGCGAGCUACCGGGGGACGAAGCUGCGGGAGCGCGCGGGCAGUGGCCGGCCGCGGAAUACUUGUGUGCUGCGGCCAAGAAGAAGGGCGAUGGAAGGGCGGCAAGAGGCUGGGAAGGAGAGCAAGCAGCCCUCCUCCGUAUCAGUGGACCUGCAGGGAGACAGUACCUUGCAGGUGGAGAUCUCUGAUGCCGUGAGCGAGCGCGACAAGGUGAAAUUCACCGUUCAGACCAAGAGCUGCCUCCCUCACUUCGCCCAGACGGAGUUCUCAGUCGUGCGACAGCAUGAGGAGUUCAUCUGGCUACACGACGCCUAUGUGGAAAACGAGGAGUACGCCGGCCUCAUCAUUCCCCCAGCCCCUCCAAGGCCAGACUUCGAGGCUUCGAGGGAAAAGCUGCAGAAGUUGGGUGAGGGGGACAGCUCCAUCACGCGGGAAGAAUUUGCCAAAAUGAAGCAGGAGCUAGAGGCGGAGUACCUAGCUCUCUUUAAGAAGACAGUUGCAAUGCACGAGGUCUUUCUGCAACGCCUUGCGGCCCACCCGACCCUGCGUCGAGACCACAACUUCUUUGUCUUUUUGGAAUAUGGCCAGGAUCUGAGUGUCCGAGGAAAGAAUAGGAAGGAGCUUCUUGGGGGAUUUCUGAGAAAUAUCGUGAAGUCUGCAGAUGAAGCCCUCAUCACCAGCAUGUCAGGGCUCAAGGAGGUGGAUGACUUCUUUGAGCACGAGAGGACCUUCCUGCUGGAGUACCACACCCGCAUCCGGGACGCCUGCCUGCGGGCAGACCGUGUCAUGCACUCCCACAAGUGCCUGGCAGACGAUUUUAUCCCUAUCUCUGCUGCACUGAACAGUCUGGGAACACAGGAAGUCAACCAGCUAAAGACGAGUUUCCUCAAAUUGGCAGAGCUCUUUGAACGACUAAGGAAGCUGGAGGGCCGAGUGGCAUCUGAUGAGGACCUCAAGCUAUCAGACAUGCUGAGAUACUACAUGCGAGACUCACAGGCAGCCAAGGACCUGCUGUACCGGCGGCUGCGAGCCCUGGCUGACUAUGAGAAUGCCAACAAGGCACUGGACAAGGCACGCACUAGGAACCGGGAGGUGCGGACUGCCGAGAGCCACCAGCAGCUGUGCUGCCAACGCUUUGAACGCCUCUCUGACUCAGCCAAGCAGGAGCUCAUGGAUUUCAAGUCCCGCCGCGUCUCCUCCUUCCGCAAGAACCUCAUAGAGCUGGCAGAGCUGGAGCUCAAACAUGCCAAGCAGCCACUGAACCCAGCCCUCAUAGAUGAGUCAGCCAUCCAAGUCAGAGGAAAACCAGAGAGAACCUUGAAGACAGAACAGCUCAAGAGGCACUUUGUAACUCGCAAUCUCACAGCCCACACUAGGCAGGCCUGAGCCUGGGGUUGAAUAGGCCUCACUGCCCGGCUGCCCACCCAGGGAAGAGGCUACAGGAGAGUGUUCAGGUAUGAAGGCCAUUCUGCCCGAAGGGCUCCUGCAGACGGCAGCAGACACACCCCAGUUCAUUGAAGUCCCCAACAGUCAGUUUGGGCCCAACCAGUGAUACCCCCUAUGAGUGAGAACUGUCAGAGGACAGCUCAGCCAGGUGCUGCGACCAAAUGAAGGGGGUGGCUGGAGGCUGGGUCUAGAGAAGAGACACUGCUCAUUAUCUCAGCAUACCUUCCCCGGCAAGGUCCCUUGGGCCCCAACCCUGAAACAAACAUCCCAUUAGUGAGCCUUUUUAUUGUUGUAUGUGUGUUGUUUUUUUUUUUUUUUUAAUUGAAGGUCCCUUACUGGUCCUGCUUCCACGGGUGGCCAAGACCAGGGGAAAAGGGGAGGGGAACCAGGCGGCGCAAGGAGGGGUCAUCUCCACAACAUUCCAUUUA